This is a messenger RNA of Caenorhabditis remanei, 345 nucleotides long. RefSeq lists its product as uncharacterized. The transcript has 3 exons. NCBI's taxonomy places the organism in Eukaryota, Metazoa, Nematoda, Chromadorea, Rhabditida, Rhabditidae. The record is from RefSeq and is a predicted model, not a curated record. Bases 1 to 345 code for a protein of 114 amino acids.
AUGGUAAAGUCCUCAACAAUUAGUAAAGAGGCGUGGGCUGCUGCUAAUUUGAUUGUAUGGAUCUCAAUAAUAACUGGAGUAUGCUGUUGUCUCAGUAUUAUUGCGAUCAUUGUUGCGGUUAUUCUGAAUCGGAGAGAGCGUCAAACGAUUGUUGUUGCCGGGAGCCCUGCACAGGCACCAAGUCCAGUAGUGAUUCAUAAAGCUGCUCCAAAGAAGAAAAAGGGGAAAACUACGACAAGUACUGGCGGGACAACUGGAAAAAGUGGAAUGAGCACAGCGGCGUCUACUGUGAAACCAGCUAAUAAGACCGGUGAUGAUGAUGAAGAUCCAGGACUUGGUGCAUAA